AUGACUGUUGAAAUUAAACUCAAAGUGAGCCAAUAUGCAGUGUGCAGAGAAUUCGAGACAAAACAGCAGAAAGAAACCCUGGUGAACCAUGAAAUUCCUGAGCGUCCUUGGCAAAACAUUGGUACAGAUUUAUUUGAUUUUGAAGGAAAGAAAUUCCUGAUCACUGUUGAUUACCUAAGCAACUUUUGGGAAAUCGAUCGAAUGAAGGACACAAAGGCCGAGGCGGUGAUUCUCAAACUCAAGAACCAUUUUGCGCGUUAUGGUUCUCCUGAAAAGGUGAUUAGUGAUGGAGGUCCACCAUACGAUUCUCAUGAAUUUCGAAGAUUUGCGAAAGACUGGGACUUUAAGCAUGACAUAACAGAUCCUUACCAUCCGCAGAGCAAUGGAAAAAUUGAGUCCGCUGUCAAAUCCGCUAAGAAAAUUCUGAGGAAAGCGCUAAAGUCAAAAUCAGAUCCGUAUUUGGCAAUUCUUGAUCAGAGAAAUACCCCGUCGCAAGUACUUGGUAAUAGUCAAGUCCAACGCUUGCAUUGUAGAAGAACCAGGACACUUUUACCAACCCGAUCAGAACUGCUGAAACCAGAAACUGUAGACUGGAAGAAAACCAAGGAAGAUAUUGAGACUAGUCAAGAAAAACAACGGCAUUAUUAUGAUAGAAAUGCAAAGGACUUGACCCCAUUGCAUCCGGGAGAUACUGUUCGUCUUCAACCAAUGCGAAAAGGAGAAAAAUCAUGGAAAAGGGCAAAAGUGACCAAACAACUCAAAGAUCGGUCUUAUGAAGUCGAUACCGGAGAUCGAAUACUGAGGCGUAAUCGUUGUACAUCUGAAGAAAACGGAGGAAAAUCCACCACCAAUGGAACAAUCCGUGGAACUGUCACAACCAGACAUGCCAGAGACAGAGAACAAUCCUACCAUGGACAAUCAUAG
Molecule: messenger RNA, 924 nt
Organism: Lineus longissimus
Lineage: Eukaryota; Metazoa; Nemertea; Pilidiophora; Heteronemertea; Lineidae
Exons: 1
Coding region: 1-924 (307 amino acids)
Biological process (GO): DNA integration
Molecular function (GO): nucleic acid binding
Source: RefSeq, a predicted model, not a curated record